AAGCUCGCCAACGCCAGUAGUAGUUCAAUCCACAACGAUGGCACAGUGGACUUUAGGCGUUACGCUAGUGCUGCUAGCGCUGGGCGUGGCAGCUGGCAAUGAGAACGAGAGCGGCGGCGGCAACAUAUUCCAGCGCACAUUCAAUCAGCUGCAUCAGGAGCCCGAUUUGCCGGCAAACCAAAAUCGCGCAGAUCAAGUGCAGACGCUAUGGAUUGAGCAAAAGUUGGAUCACUUUGAUGCAAGCGAGAAGCGCAGCUGGAAAAUGCGUUAUAUGCUGAACGAAGCGCUAUACAAGGCAGGAGCACCAUUGUUUAUUUAUUUAGGUGGGGAAUGGACUAUAUCGGCGGGUUCUAUAACUGGCGGUCACAUAUACGAUAUGGCCAAGGAGCACAAUGGUCUGCUGGCCUAUACCGAACAUCGUUAUUAUGGCCAAAGCAAGCCGCUGCCUGAUCUAAGCAAUGAGAACAUGCGCUAUUUGCAUGUGAAGCAAGCGCUGGCGGACUUGGCACACUUCAUUACCACCAUGAAGCAAACUUAUGCAGGCUUGAAAGAUUCCAAAGUUAUAAUUGUAGGCGGCUCCUACUCCGCCACAAUGGUCACUUGGUUCAAGCGUCUCUAUCCGGAUUUAGCUGAUGGCGGUUGGGCCUCGAGUGCGCCGCUGGUAGCCAAGGCCAACUUUGUAGAGUACAAGGAGAUUACGGGUCAGUCGAUUACAUUAAUGGGCGGCUCGGCUUGCUAUAAGCGCAUUGAGAAUGGAAUUGCUGAAAUGGAAGCAAUGUUUGCCAAUCAACGUGGAGCUGAGGUGAAAGCAUUGCUGAAGCUUUGCGAGCGUUUUGAUGUGUACAGCGAUUUGGAUAUUUGGACGCUAUUCAGUGAGAUCUCUGAUCUAUUUGCAGGCGUUGUACAGACACACAAUGAGGGUCAAAUCGAAGGUGUUUGCAAGCAAAUUAUGGCUGAAAGCAGCGAUCUAAUUGGUGUGGCCAAAUAUGUGCUGCGUAUGUUCUCCAGAAGCGCCGAGAAGUGCAAUGACUUAAGCUAUGACGCCAUUAUAGGCACUUUAUUGGAAUCUAAGUACAACGGAGAAAUGAUGCGUCAAUGGAUGUAUCAAACUUGCAAUGAAUACGGUUGGUAUCAGACUUCAGGCUCUGCGGAUCAACCCUUUGGCACCAAAUUCCCAUUGACACUUUACACAACCAUGUGCGCUGAUCUCUAUGGCUUGGAAUUCAGCAAUUCAUUUAUUAUGGAUCGCAUUUCGACUACAAAUGAUGACUUUGGCGGGCUUAAGCCAGGCGUUAAGAAUGUUUAUAUUAGUCAUGGACAAUUGGAUCCCUGGCGUGCAAUGGGCAUACAGAAUGAAAAGGAAGCUACUGUUAUACCAAAAUACGCGCACUGCAAGGAUUUGAGUUCGAUCAGCGACAAAGACACUGCGGAAAUGCGCGCAUCAAAGGAACGCGUUGCUGAACUAGUUCGCCAAUGGGUGAAGUAAACUUUCUGUUUUAUCGCUUAGUAUGCCAAUAAAUUGUGUAUUUUAAAAACCAAUAAAUUAUAAUGUGUUAAGUUUGAAAA
Molecule: messenger RNA, 1566 nt
Organism: Drosophila busckii
Lineage: Eukaryota; Metazoa; Arthropoda; Insecta; Diptera; Drosophilidae
Product: thymus-specific serine protease
Exons: 7
Coding region: 38-1486 (482 amino acids)
Biological process (GO): proteolysis
Molecular function (GO): dipeptidyl-peptidase activity; serine-type exopeptidase activity
Source: RefSeq, a predicted model, not a curated record